AGGGCUGAUGACAAAUCUAUUGACCCCACCUGCUUCGCUUUGCUUCUUUUUCUCUUUAUCCACAGCGCUUUCUCUCUCUCUCUCUCCACGCCAUUUCUCUCACUUCCCCUUUACGUUUUCUCUCUUCCGAAGCUUCAAAUUCACAAAAUCACAUAGACCUUUUUUCAAUUUUUGAUCCCAAACUUUUUUCUCUCUAGAAUAGAGAAUCAAUUUAGAAGAACAAACGACCGUAUUCAUAUUUCUUGAAAAGUCUGUUUGAAUACGAGUUUCUGGGUGAUUACUUCUUGAUUGGAAACAAGAAAAAAGAGGGCUCUUGAUCCACAAAAAAGGAACUUUUUUUGGGGGGAUUAUAUAUAAUUUUUUUUUUCGUUUGAUGGUAUUUGUCUUCUUCGCUUUUAGUUUCGAUUUCAUUAGGUUCCCAAAGAGAAAAAAUCAUGUCGUGUCUACCCGCCGGCUUCUCUGUUUCUGGCUCGAGCAGUCCGAUUUUCAACAAUCGAGAAAGAGGGUCGUCUCUGUCUUCUAGGGUUUGCUCUUCAAUUGGGGGUUUGCAAUUUAGGGGCUCCAAUUCGAAGGAAAUUUGGGGCAACACUCUCGAUUUCCCAGAUCAGAAAGGCUUCAGCAAUUGGAGCAACAAAUCCCCAAAUUUGGACCCUGUUUAUGCACAAGGAACACUUUCAUUUCCAAAAAAAGCUCAAAAAUGGUGGGAGAAAUCUCUGCAGCCAAACAUGGUUGAGAUCGAAUCAGCUCAAGAAUUGGUGGAGUAUUUGAGGAAUGCUGGUGAUAGAUUGGUUGUUCUUAACUUCUUCUCUCCUGGCUGUGGAGGUUGCAAAGCUUUGCAUCCAAAGAUCUGUCAGCUAGCUGAAUCAAACUCUAAUACCAUUUUUCUCACUGUAAAUUAUGAAGAACACAAGCCCAUGUGCUAUGCCCUCCACGUUCAUGUCUUGCCCUUCUUCAGAUUCUACAGAGGCGCAGAUGGCAAAGUCUGCAGCUUCAGCUGCACCAAUGCAACCAUCAAGAAAUUCAAGGAUGCAUUGGCGAAGCAUGGAACGGAGCGAUGCUCCCUCGGCCCGGCUAAGGGUUUAGAGGAGAAGGAGCUCUUGGCAUUGGCAUCAAUCGAUCUUAUAUCCAAGGAUUUGGUGCCCCUCUCCUCACCAGAGGAGGAGAAGGUGCAGGAAUUGGUGGAGGCCGCGAAAUCGAGCUCGUUUAGCAUAGAUGAGAGCAAGGUUGAGCUCAAGGAAGGCAAUGCCAUGGUUGCUGCAUAGUGUUCUUGAAGAUUUGCAGAUGGGAUGAGAUGAGAUGAGAUGAUGAGGAUGAAUAUGUAUAUGUAUUUCUGUCUCUGAAUAUGUUUUUUUUUUCAUCUUUUGUUUGGAGAUGUAAAUAUAUUUUCCAUAAUUUGAGUGUAUUAUAUGAAUUCAGGGCUGUUUGUUUUAGAUAUAAGCCCUGAAAUGUUUGGAGAAUGAUUCCAAAAUGGAGCACCAUUGCUUUUGGUGGUGUUGCAUGAUCUCUCUCAUUUGUAUGUUGAAGAAUGAAGAUGCAAUGAAAUGAAUUUAGAAUUUGGGAAUA
Messenger RNA from Salvia miltiorrhiza (redroot sage), 1563 nucleotides. RefSeq names its product thioredoxin-like 1-2, chloroplastic. Gene Ontology annotation, biological process: cell redox homeostasis. Bases 435 to 1262 code for a protein of 275 amino acids. The record is from RefSeq and is a predicted model, not a curated record. Lineage: Eukaryota; Viridiplantae; Streptophyta; Magnoliopsida; Lamiales; Lamiaceae. The transcript is spliced from 4 exons.